Messenger RNA from Rosa rugosa (rugosa rose), 1272 nucleotides. Its product is annotated as vacuolar protein sorting-associated protein 20 homolog 2-like. Gene Ontology annotation, biological process: late endosome to vacuole transport via multivesicular body sorting pathway; vesicle budding from membrane. Bases 206 to 868 code for a protein of 220 amino acids. The record is from RefSeq and is a predicted model, not a curated record. NCBI's taxonomy places the organism in Eukaryota, Viridiplantae, Streptophyta, Magnoliopsida, Rosales, Rosaceae. Gene Ontology annotation, cellular component: multivesicular body; ESCRT III complex. The transcript is spliced from 6 exons.
CUGGGUUGGGUGCAUUUGAGGAGUUGUGGUCAAAGAGUGAGUCGAACAAGAACAAAUUCUCAUUGAUUGCUUCCUCUGUCAAACCUGUCAUAGGCUGCAGCAGCUUCAAUUCUUCCCUUUGGUUUAUUGGAAGAAGCCCGAAACCCAAAGCCGGAAAGGGAUGGUGUAGAAGUCAUCUCUCUCUCUAUAUAUUAUAAACACGGAGAUGGGGAAUUUGUUCGUGAAGAAACCCAAGAUCACCGAUGUCGAUCGAGCUAUUCUCUCUCUCAAGACCCAGAGACGCAAGCUCGGUCAAUACCAACAACAGCUUGAAGCUGUAAUUGAAGCAGAAAAGCAGGCUGCAAGGGACUUGAUUCGUGAUAAGAAAAAGGAAAGAGCCUUAUUAGCAUUGAAGAAGAAAAAGGCACAAGAAGAAUUAUUGAAGCAAGUAGAUACCUGGGUUAUUAAUGUUGAGCAACAAUUGCAAGAUAUUGAACUAUCAAGCAAGCAGAAAGCUGUAUUUGAGAGUUUGAAGGCCGGUAAUAAUGCAAUUAAAGCUAUACAAAGUGAGAUCAACCUUGAGGAUGUUCAAAAGCUAAUGGAUGAUACUGAGGAAGCUAAAGUUUACCAAGAUGAAAUUAGUGCAAUUUUGGGGGAGAAAUUAUCAACCGAAGAUGAAGAGGAAAUUUUAGCAGAAUUUGACAACUUGGAAGCUCAGAUCACUGUUCAAGACCUUCCUGAAGCUCCUGCUUCGGUGCCGGGUCAUCAAGAUGAGAAGUUGGACCUUCCCGAUGUACCAACCAAAGUACCAGUUGCACCUGAUGUGGUCGCAGAUGAUGCAAAAGAUUCAGCUAAGAGUAAAGUUAUGGAGGAACCGGUGUUGGCUUGAUUUGUAUAUAACAGUUGAAUUAGCUCGCCACUUCUGAAACUAUUCACAAACUUGAAUUUGAUCAUCCCUUCUGCAACCAUGCAUGAUAUUGGUCAAAAUCUUUGAUUUGGAUAACUUUGAUUGCGUGUACCUUUACUAUGGGACUUGGGUCAUACAGAUUUGUAUUGCUCCAACCUUCAUGAUUUGUUUCUAAAAGUCUUAGUGAUCUUACUGUGGAACUCCUCGUGUGAUCUUACUGUGGAACUCCUCUUGUGAUCAACCUCAACUCAUAUGUUUGCCUUUGUCAACAAUGAAAAAGGAGGGGCACAGUUCAUUGAUUUCACGAUUCAAAUGGUAAUUGUCACUUGCUUGAGAGAUGCAAAUGUAUCACACACUAUUGUAAUGAAAAGAAUGUCAUUUGUCAA